Betta splendens (Siamese fighting fish) is the source of this 7521-nucleotide messenger RNA. RefSeq names its product ciliary rootlet coiled-coil, rootletin family member 2 (gene crocc2). The coding region runs from base 332 to 6121 and encodes 1929 amino acids. The transcript has 36 exons. Lineage: Eukaryota; Metazoa; Chordata; Actinopteri; Anabantiformes; Osphronemidae. The record is from RefSeq and is a predicted model, not a curated record.
GUGGUUACCUUAGCAACAUCGACGGGGAUUGGUCAGGUCCUGUUUGCCUCCCGUCGCUGCUGAAUUAAGGCUAAAAAGUUUCGCUAGUGAUUUUUUUUUCCGCGUCUGGAACGUCUAUAUACUAUCUUCAGUAAAUAGACUACUGCAUAAUUAUUAGUACUUUCUCGUUCCGACUUUUAGCACAACUUCACUGACAUGUUGCAACAGGUUGGUGCUUUGUUUGCCUUUAAAGUCAAGCAAAGCAGGUCAAGCUAAAGUUAUAAUGCUAGCAAUCAAACCAAGCCGCUAACGUUACUGGGUAACUUUGCUGUUAAGCUGGGUCAGUAGUGCCAUGACGUCUCCACCGGAUCAAGGUGUACACUCAGACAGACUGGAGGCCGUGAUUCAGAAGUUGGAAGAAUCUCUACUACACUCUAAUGACAGCUUAGGCGAGAAGAAUGUGCCACAUCAGGGUGAUGGACAGGAGCCCACACAUAUGCCUGUCUCCACCCACAUCCGCCAGAUCAUCACACGCAAUCUUUCUGAGCAUCAAGCGGGUGAGGCCAGUGAAAUCAAGGAGGACAUAUCCCUAAGCGGACCAGUGUCGCCAAGUGACAUGGACCAUGAGCAGCUGCUAGUCAAACACCCCAACUUCACAGAGAUGCUAAAGCUUGAUCAGAUACUGACGCUACAGUCGACAAGUGACUCGGACCAGGACAGUGGAUCACCAGAAGUUCUGCAACUGGAGAGUAAAGAGCGAGUUUACAGACAAAAACUGCAGGUCUACCAAGAGGCCCAACAGAGACAGGCCCAAAUUGUUCAGAAGCUGCAGUUCAAGGUUCUUCAGUAUAAGAAAAGGUGUGGGGAACUAGAAGAUCAGUUACUGGAGAAAUCAUCAGAGUCUGAGAAGAUGAGAUUGAUGCUGCAGGUCCACCUGGACUCAGCCCAGCGUCAGCAGCAGACAGAGCAUGAUCUUAGUGUGACUAUACAGAAAAAGGCUGACCAGCUGGAAGAGGAGCAGAGGAGGUGUGCCAACCUCCGGCAGGUGAAUUCUAUGCUACGGGAACACCUGGAACAGGCAGGCACUGUCAACCAGGUGUUAACAGAGAGCCUGUGGAAGGCUCGAGAAGAUGCUGAGUUGUGCGAUACCCGUCUGCGCAGAGAGCAAGAGACAUGUGCCUCCCGGUUAAGUCGUGAACAACUUUGUGUCAGAGCGCUGUGGCGCCAGGCCACCUCCCUGCGGAGCGCUUUUACACAGCUAAGGACUUUCACUGACAGGAGUCUGUCUGAUAUGCGUGGGGAGUGUGUCACUGCCAUUCAGCAGCUGCAGGUUGCCAGUAUAAACUUAGAGGCCAGAGUAACACAGGCGAGCAUCCCUAGUGGCGUGGAAAUAUCAGCUCUGGAGAGGCAGCUGAAGGACAAGCUGAAAGAGGCCAUGCAGCUUCAGGGACAAUGGAAUGCAGAGAAAGUUGCCCUAAACUCUAGAAUUGUGGAACUGACUGAUACUGUAAAGCACCUUCGGAGCCAGAACAGUGAGAAGGAUGCCAGCCUCCACACCAUGCAGUUUAGUCUGGACCGGAUGGAGACAAGGAGAACAGAGGACAGAGCAGACAUGGAGGUCCUUCAUACAGAGAUUCAAUCCCUGAAAAAGAUUUUAUAUGAAGUUCAUCAGUUGGUUGCUGAAGGUGGUGAUAGUGGUGGUUCUGAAAGUGUAUUGUUUUCAUCUCCCGGCUGGUCUGCCCUCAAAAACACCACCCUGAUGACUGUGCAGAGUGCUCUAUCUAAGCACCAGAAAGAAGUACAGGACCUACAUGGAUCUCUUGGUGCUGCCCUGGAGCAAGUGGACACACUUCGCAAUCACGUACAGAAGAAGGACGCUGAGAGGAGAGAGAUGGAGCAGAAAAUCCAAGAAUUAAAGAGGGAAAGUGAAAAUGCUAAAACAGCUUUAGAGAAUAGCCUCAGAGACAGCAAUAGAUAUCGCUCCUCGGUGGAGCUAAUCUCCAGUGAAAAGAGCAGCACUGAGAAGCUGCUUUCAGGGCUACAGCAGGAGGUGGACUCCCAGCACGCUGAGCUGGAGGUACUGCGUGGCUCAUCAUUGGAGUUUCAGAGAGAGCGGGACCUCCUGAGGCAGCAAAGGGAGGAUCUAGAGAUGCAGCUGGCACGCCAGCGCACAGAGGUCCAGAGAGGUGAGAGGAGUCUGGAGGAGCUUGAAGAGAAGCACUCUGAUUUGCGCAGGGAACUUGUAGCAGUGAAAGAGGAGCUGAGUCACAUCUCCCUGCAAAAGGAGGUGUUGGAAGAUGAUAAGGCCAGCCUUGCUGUGGCUUUCAGCAAGCUGGAAUCCCAGAAUGCUGCACAGGAAAUAGCCCUCACUAAAUUGCAGAAUCAAGAGGCUGCCCUAAAGGAUUCUUUGGCAAAGAUGGCUGCUCUGAGUGAAGGCUUAGCUAAAGACAAGGUGGAACUCAAUCGUAUUCUGCUACAGACAGAGCGUCAGAAAGCAGAGCUUGGGGAACUUAAACGGGAUGCUGAAGUAGAGCGGGCAGCAGCCAGGGAGGAAAAGGCCCGGGUGCAGCAGGAUAUGAUGAAUCUCCUUGCUGAGAAACAAGCCCUGGAUGGCUCCUACAACCUCUUGCAAAAUCUCUACCAAAGGGCAGAAGCAGAGCUGGGCCUCAUGAAGAAGGAGAAUGCUCAGGUCCUUGAGCAACAAACUCAGGUCAACAGGCAAAUGCAAAAAGUGUCAGAGGAACUGUGUGCGUGCAUGGAAGAGCUUGAGACACAGACCACAGCCCUAAAGAGAGCUACCCAUGACAGAGAGGAGCUGGCCAAAGACAAGACUGCAAUGGACGUCAAACUGAACUCUGCUGAUCGAAAGGCCUGUGGUCUCAUGCAGGAGCUGGUUGCACUUAGAGCAGAGAAGGAGUCCCUUGAGACCACUCUGUUUGAGAGCCAGCAGCUUGCCUCGUCUCUGGAGGCCAAGUGCACCAGGUUGGAGGGGGAGAGGCACAGUUUGCUCCUGGCUAACGAGGCCUUGACGCGUGAUGCGGCUCGAAUGCGUACAGAUACUGAAUAUCAGUUUGCACAAGCUGCAGAGGAGAGAAGUAAGUUGGAGGAGAAGGUGGCUCAGGUAGAGAGGAAGGCCUUUCUGACCCUGAACAAGAAAGAGCACAUUCACAGAGAUGAGCUAGAAGCUGAACGUAGAAAAAAGGAGAAACAGUGUGAAGAGCUGAGGGUCCUGCAAAAACGUGCCGAGGAGCAGCUACUUAGACAAUAUGAGGAGCUGCGUGAACACAGCCAGAAGGAGCUGCGGCAGGUGCAAGAGGAGUUGAGUCGGCUGCAGCAGGACUGCAACCAAAGUCUUCUGCGUGCUGAAAAUGAAAAGCAGCAGGCUUUGUCACAGAAAGAGGCAGAGAAGGUUGCCCUCACAGAGAAGCUAGUCGCCCUGCAGCAGGACCUGGCAACAGUGGAAAUGAGGCUUGAGCACAUGCAGAGGGAGGCACUUACAAAACAAGAGCAGGAUAAGGAUGUUAUCGCUGUCCUUCAGCUUGAGCUGCAAAACUUGGAAACUCGAUUUGAACAGUCUCUGAACUCCCAUGAGGAUGACAAAAAUAGUCUAAAUGAGCAGCUAAGUGAGUUGGCCCACCAGAAAGAACAGACACAGCAGGAGUUGGAAGGCCUUCGUCAGCAGCUGCAGGUAAAAGAGGAUGAACUUAUUAAAGGGUGCAAAGAGCUAAUUGAAGCUCACAGAGAGCUCCAGGAAUGUGCUCAAGAAAGAGACAAGCAGCGAAAAGAAGCCUUGGACCUGAGAAGGGUUUUGGGUGAUGUGACCAGAGAGAAAGAGGCCAUUCAAGUUUCUAAUGAGGAACUCAGGAGUUUAAUCAAGAGAGCAGAGAGUGACAAUAGCAGCUUGAGACGAGCAGUGGAGGAGAGGGAGCAGAAAGUGUCUGUCCUAGAACAAUGUCGGAGCUCAACGCAUCAAGAAGCCACCACUCUACGCAGCAGUAUGAGAGAGCUGGAGAGGGCUCGUCUGCAGGCACGCAGAGAGCUACAGGAGCUGCGCCGACAGGUAAAGAUCCUUGAAGAAGAGAACAGUCGGCAGAAAAGAGAGAUGCUGGAGCUGCAGGCUCGGGUUUGUCGGGAGGAGCAGAAAGAGGAGGACGCACGCAGUGAGGCUUUCAGUCUGAAGCAGAAGGUGUUGGAGUUAGAGGCUGGAAGACAGGCUGUGCUGAAUGAGGUUGAAGGGCUGCAGCAUCGUUUGGUGGAACUGAAAUCCGCUGAGCAAAAGAGCCGAGAGCUGCUACAACAAAGUGAAGCUUCCAGGCAGCAAAGUGAGCAGAGGCUCAGAGAAUCCUCUGCUCAGUUUGAGAAGGCCUUAGAGGAGGCAAGAGCCCAGGUCAGAGAACUCUCCGCCGAGGCUAGUCUUGCAGACAACAAGGCCCAGACCCUGGAAGAAAAACUGACCUCGGGUGAUGCAAAACAGAAAGAGUUGGAGCUCAAGUUAGAAUCGUUGUAUUCUGCUUUGUGUCGCACUGUUGGCGUCAGUGGGUUACGCAGACGAUCUCCCACGCUCUGGAAAAGUCACCUAGAAAUUAAAGAUGGAGAGCUUGAUGUGGAGUCAGUGCAAACAGCCCUUCAGGAACUCCUGCAGGAACUCAUGGAGGCUCAAAAAGACAGGGAAGACGCCAAGGCUCAGAUUGUCAGUCUAAGUCAGCAGGUAACAGAGCUCCAAGACAACCAAGAUAAAUCAGCCUCCCAGCUACUGCAACUGCAGAAAUCCUUGAAGCAAUCACAACAAGGACAAAAAGAUAUGACAGAAAGGUUGCAGGAAGCGCAUAGAUCCCUCUCCCUCCAGGAAGAAGUGUCCCACCGUGCAGACAGAGAAAAGAGAAGCCUUGAGGACGAAGUAGGUCAACUUAGGACUAGUCUACAAGCUGCUCAGGCAGAGUCCAAGGCACUACAGGAUAAAUUAAAGCUCCUGCAGGGUGUAGAAUUCCGUGCAAAUGCAGACAAACAGAAGCUCAAAGAGUCUUUAGAAGCGGCAGAGAGUAGAGUAAACUCUUUGGAGCUCUGCCAACGUACCCUUGAAGGUGAGCUCCAGCGGGCCCAGCUCAGGAUAGCAGAGCUGGAUGCAGAGGCAGGGGCACUGCAGGCGAGAUUGUCAGAGAUGAGGAAGAAGAUGGGAGAAAACGAGGACCGGUGCUCAGCACUGAAGGUCAGUGAGGAAAGGCUGACCACAGCGCUGGCUCGAGCUGAGCAACACGAGAGCCAGCUGAGGGAGCAGCUCCACAAACUGACAAACACGCUAGGUGACACCAGGGCCAACACGGGAGCCUUACAGCAGCAGAUAACACAGCUGCAGAGGGCUCUGACUGCCAGCGAGCAGGACCGGAGGCUGCUGCAGGAACGUCUUGAUAAGACCCGGGACACCCUUUCAGAGAGUAAGAGGUUGAACCACACACUUACAGAACAAACCCAAAGCCUCCAACGAGCCCAAGAAGAUUCAGAACUUCAGAAUUCCGAGCUGGAGAAACAUAACAGGGCACUGAAAGAGAGUCUGAAGCAGCGUCAGGAGGCUGAAGUGCACGCCCAGGAGAGCACCCAGCAGAUCCAGAGAGAGAGGGAUGAACUCCAUGAGAAGGUCGCCGGUCUCAAGACGACUCUCCAAAAACUGCAAAGAGAAAGAGCAGAGAUGGAGAAGGUGCUAACACGCCUUGGUAAAGACAGAUCAGCACUUAGGAAGACAUUGGAGAAGGUAGAGAUGGAGAAGCUGAGGGUGGAGGACGGGGCAGUGUCUGCAGCCAGAGAAAAGGAGCAGCUGAGACAGAUAAUCCACCGUCUGGAGCAGGAGCUGAAAGAACGGCAGGAUGAGCUACAGACUCUGCAGGCUCAGAUCUCCCAGUUGGAGCAUUCACAUGCACAGCACCUCCUGGAGGUCACGGCCCGUCAUCACCAGGAGCUGGACCUGGAGACGGAUCGUUUGAGGGACAGUCAGCUCCUAGCAGAGCAGGCCUUGGAGACCAGGGAGAAGGCGCAUCGCCAGAGAGUGAAAUGUUUGGAGGAACAGGUGCUGACUCUUAAAGAGCAAUUGGACCGCGAAACAAGAAGACGGCACAACUAUUUCAAUCAGAUGCUCCAACCUGGCGUGUAGGCGGAGAUCCUGCAGUGGAGUAUGUCGCACCUCAGGCUCGCUCAUUCGCCGCCCGUCUGGAAGCUCGCCAGACGCGUUACAUUACAAGCUACGUCCACGAGCAGACGUAAACAUGCUCCCCAGGCGCUUGUUCCCACCCAUGCAUGUGCACGUCGGAUUACUUUAAUCUGUAGGAAAACUCAGCAACAACAAACAAUGCGUGUUUUGUUUAUGAGUGGACUGAAUGUGCCAAAUUGUUUUAAGGAUUUCCUCCGGCCUGCUGCAGUUGAAGUCCAGGCUGUAUUUUGCUUUGUCAUUUUUAUAGGAAGCAACGUGAUUUCCCCAUCUGGCUCUUUACAAUUAUUCAUAAACUAAUUUGUCUUAGUGAUCAUGUAUCAGUGUAUCAUAAUCACAAUUUGUUAAUAAUUGUUUGCAGAUUCUAAGUGAUUUUCAUGGUACUGUGACAGUAUUUCAGCUUGUUGUAGAGCUUCUAUAGUGGAACCCAUUCACUUUGUGAUGUCUUGUAUUUGAUUCAAUCACUAUUAGUGUGUGGAAACACUGCGGUUGUUUUUAAUAAAGCAGGGUGUAUCAGAGCACGGUUACACAAGUUUGUUGAUGAAGAUGUUGAGAUGUGAUCAAUGACGUUUAUUCUGCUAGCCACAAGACCUUGUUAUGGAAAAAGCUCAGUGAACAAUGUGAAGGACAGCACUGCCCCGUUAUGGCAUGUGGCUUCGAGCCUUCUGUUCGCACCAUUAAAAGCCUUUGUGGGUUUGGUGUUGCGGGUGAGAGAACGACUCCCGCUCUUUGUUGCCAGUGUUUUCAUAUCGGACUCCAAGUGCGCAGUGAUCAUCAUGGCUAGAAAGCUUCGCUGGCUUCUUCAGUAAUUCCCCACAACCUUAAGAUCUUGAGCUAAUAUGUGGUCUUCCAUUCCCUGAUUAACCACAAAUAUGUUGUUUUUCCAUGUUCUGUGUCCUCACCCACAUAUGCAUGUGCUGCUUCUACAUAUGUUAAAAGCAAGUAAGUAUUUCCUGCUCUUUCUUUCAUUCCAGCUCUAACUCGGUUCAUAUUUUCUGCCCCAUUUCUACAACAGUGUGACAGCCUGCUCUUCUCGCCGUUUAACUUUUCAUGCCUUGGUAGCUGUAGGUAGUGAGAGCUUCACUGAAAGAGGAAAAUCUUGUCAGAGUUUCUUUAAAGCAGUCCUUUGAUUAUCAUAGAUCCACCCCGUGGUUAUCCAGUUACCAGCCUCUUCUCAGCUAUUGGCUAGAACCAGCUAAAUAUGCAAGGUAGUGAUUCCCUGUGGGGGGGUGGGGCCAAAACUGAAAGAACUCCUUUGGCAGGCAGAAUAGAGCUUUUAUUGAGGAUAUUUCUAAGCUGACCAUCAGGGACCAAAUCGCUGGAUUGUUUAAAAAAAAAAAAAACAA